ACCAGACCUACCUACAAUGUUGCUCUUCUCUCCAAAAAGUGACCCUCUUGUUCGCCUUCACCAACACACACAUUCUCUUCCCCCUCUAUUAUUUCUACCUCGGGAAGCUACUGAAUCCUUUACGAUUAUCGAAUUCAGUCAUGAUAGUCUACACGGUGCACUUGCAAGGUUCUUAUCCUCUAUCCUAUGACUUCGCGUAGCAAGAAUUCCUUCGAAUAGCUCGCUUCCGGUCGCCCUAGAGCAUCUCUUCAUCUUCACGCCUUGUUCCAACCACCUCCGCUCUUCAUAUUCUUUGUCGCGACCAAUCACCUAUAACCUACCUUGCUCUUCGAUCAAGUCCAAGAGAUUUCCUCCCAAUUUCCUUCCGUAUCCUCACUGUCGCCAACUUAACUCUUUCCCUCGUAUUCAAAACCCCUCUUCGAUCCUAUUCCAACAAGUCGCCUACACUCCAAGUGAUGGCCGGCAUCUCCCCCACGAGACGCUCUUCUCGCGCGCGAACUACCCAAUCACAAUCACAUAAUACCUCCAGUGCUUCCAGCGCAUCUGGCCGUGCCGAGCGAAGCACAAGAGCGUUUACCAAGACCGGCUCGCCCCAAAAAUCCACCGGCAGCGGCUCUCUGUCUUCAGAACCGCCCGAGGACUCGAUUAUAGCGAACGACGAUCCAAUACUCCGCCGACGCAGCACGCGCGGGAAAGAAGACGAGCGCGAAAAGCAUAAUAAAAUAGAAUUACUCGAUAUGGUACCUACUGGCGACGAAGUCCAGGAAGAGGACGAAGCCGUCCGGUGCAUUUGUGGUCAUGACGAGUACCCAGGGCCACCACCGUUCGAUGAUGAUUCGAAGCACAGCAUAAAAGAAGCAAUUGAUCAUGACCGCAUCUUCCCCUUCGAGAUUACAGACGAACUGGCUGGUUUUUUCGUACAAUGCGAGCUUUGCAAUACAUGGCAGCACGGUGCCUGUGUCGGCUUCGCCGAAGAGUCGAAUCUAGACGACAUCCAAUAUUUUUGCGAAAAAUGCCGAAAAGACCUACAUAGAAUACACACUGCCAGCAAUGGACAAAAAUUCUCGAUUUUCCUCCCCAUCCACCGGCCCUCGCGGGCUGCCUCGCGGGCUACUUCCUUAGUUAAGGAUGGUGCGCAAUCUCCCAAAGGCACUUCUACCAAAAGCUCACGCUCCGCAGCCGCCGCGCAUACGUCGAAACGACGUUCUACCAUGAACAGCCGCGAUGCUGCUUAUGACGAAGAGGAGCAACUGCGUCGGGCAAUUGAAGCCAGCAAGGAAGAUGCGAUUCCCGAGGUUGCGGAGCCUCCUUUGAGACGUCCCAAGCGAGGCAGAGAUGACAGUGAAGAGAAAGUCGAAGGUAUCAAGCGACAACGAACAAAUUCCAAAUCUCCUUCACCUAAAACCGAACGACUUCAAUCAGCGCCCCCAGAGGAGUCCGAGGACGAAUCAGCCAUUCGAAACGGUUCCUCAAAAAAAUCUCGGAACGCAGCGCGGAACCAACGCGAAAAGGCCGAAAGAGACGAGCGUCGUGAAGAACAAGAACGAAAGAGGGCUGAAGCUGCUAAUAAACGGAAAGGUCGCGCUGAGCGUCGACGAGCCGACGAUUCCGAUCCAUCGGAAGAAAUGCCUUUGGCGGUUCGUGCAGCAGCAAAUAGGACAACAGAAUCAGCGCAGCCACCUGAUCCCCCUCUAUCGUCACAGCCUGCUCCGGACACACCUCCAGCAGUUCCACCUCCAACCAAUUCACAUAAGAAAAAGGCGACCAACCAGAAGAAGAAAGGCCGAAACCAGUAUACGAAGGACCGUGAUAAUCGUGACCAUGACGAAUCACCUGCGAGGUCCGUCUCCCGAGACAUUUCAAGAAACGACGAAAACGGUACUUCGCAUACGAAGUCUACAGGUCAUGAAACCACCGGCAAGCAAAGCAAGUCGAAAGGUGGGAUGAACUCGAGGAUUACGAUGACAGACAUGAAGAGACGCGCCAAUAAUAUAUUGGAAUACAUCACUAGAACACAGGUCGAAUUAGCGAACGAACCAUUAUCGGAUCCCGAAACGGGAUCCCAACGGAAUGGUGCCGGAAACAACUCAGCCAACACAAUACCUUCAAUAAAAGUAAACGGCGACAGCAACAAGAAAGCCGACAACAACAGCUCUAUAUCAAAUGGCCUCACGAGCAACGGCACCAAGAACAUUGUCCUACCCCUCAAAGAAUUCAAAGAAAUGUCUUGUAUCGAAAUGAUGGACGCACUGACUCGAGAUUUGGUAAAGUGGCAGCAAGAAUUCACGCCUUCUUAACGCAUGUAAUUCUUAUCACUUUUAUCCAAGGGUCUGUCUUGUCUAGUUACUUGGCGUUUCUAUGGUUGGCUUGCUGCCGGUACAUACAAUGGACGGGUCUAUAUCCGCAUUACUUGGCGUUUUACGUAUUUAUCUUGUACAGAUGGGAGAAUCAGGAGUUUUUUUCUUUUUUUCUUUUAUUAUCUCCUUUUUCUAUUCCAAGGACAAAAAUUACCCUGGGGUCUGGAGUCUAGGGUUUCAUGUGUUUUCUUUUUUUUUUUACUUAGAAAUGGCUGUGCUAACAAAAACAAAAAAGUCGAAUGGGUUGCAACAUGUGGGCGAG
Messenger RNA from Hypoxylon trugodes, 2619 nucleotides. RefSeq lists its product as uncharacterized. Lineage: Eukaryota; Fungi; Ascomycota; Sordariomycetes; Xylariales; Hypoxylaceae. The transcript has 4 exons. Gene Ontology annotation, biological process: negative regulation of rDNA heterochromatin formation; negative regulation of silent mating-type cassette heterochromatin formation. The record is from RefSeq and is a predicted model, not a curated record. Gene Ontology annotation, cellular component: Rpd3L complex; Rpd3L-Expanded complex. The coding region runs from base 456 to 2297 and encodes 613 amino acids.